Messenger RNA from Physeter macrocephalus (sperm whale), 1097 nucleotides. Its product is annotated as transmembrane protein 191C. Lineage: Eukaryota; Metazoa; Chordata; Mammalia; Artiodactyla; Physeteridae. The transcript has 10 exons. The record is from RefSeq and is a predicted model, not a curated record. Bases 1 to 1032 code for a protein of 343 amino acids.
AUGGCCGAGGCGCAGGAGCUACUGCUGCAGCUGCUGAAGGACAACCGCGACGGGCGCCUGCGGAAGCAGGAGCUGGAGGAGCUGGUGCGCGGGCUGGAGGCCGAGAGCGAGAGCCUCACAGCGCGCCUGCACGACCUGAGCGAGCGCGAGCGCAGCCUGCAGCGGCGGCGGAGCCAGGCGGCGCGGGCCCUGCGCGGGGAGGCGAGCGAGGCGGCGCGGGAGCGCGCAGACCGGGCGCACCGGCGGCUGGAGGCUGCGGAGCAGCACAAUCAGGACCUGGGAGGGGCCUUGGACGGGGUGGGACCUGGUGUGGGGCGUGGUCUGAAGCAGGAUGGGACCCUGGACGGGGCGGGGCUCUUGGUGGGCGGGGCCAGUGGAGAGGGAGGGAUCUUUAAUGGGGCGGGGACUGCGGUGGGGGCGGGGACCUCGGAGAGGCCCGGACCGCCCCCUCGAUCCCGUCCAGGAGCAACAAAACCGUCAGCUGCAGGAGCAGUGGGAGGAGCUGUCAAGCCAGAAGCCCCGCAAACCCCGCCCUCACAAGCCCCACCCCAGCUCUUUUACUAUGGAGGAGAACAACUGAGUCAGCAGCGCGCAGAGCAGCAACUCGGGACCCAACUGGUGGCUUUGCAGAAACAACUGGAGCUGGUGGAGGCCAAGCACGCCAGGCAGGCGGAGGCCCUACGGCAGAGCGCACAGCGGAUGGAGGAGGCCUGGGCCAGCUUCCAGGAGCAGAGCGGAGUCUUGCAGGAGCUGCAGGGGAAGGUGAUGGAAGCGGCGACUGCGCUGGACGCCCCGCAGGGCGGCCCGGAGCCGUGCGAGUCGCAGCCUCGCCGGGGGCAGGGCUGCGCGGGCUCACUCAUGGAGGAGGUGGCCAAAGCGGACUGUGAGAAGCGGCUGUUCGGCGGCGCGGGCGCGGCGGGCAUCAGAUAUUCUGUCAUCGUUUUUUUAGUUUUCGGUCUUCGGAGGGUCAUGUGGGUGGGGAUGGACACUGUGGGGAGGUUGGUGCAUGAGGACGGUGGUGUCCUGGAGUAGAGGACCUGAAGGUGGUCGAGAGGGACACCGGAAGGACCGGAGCAGAGGCAGGAUGCAGAGCAACG